Peromyscus leucopus (white-footed mouse) is the source of this 4717-nucleotide messenger RNA. RefSeq names its product nuclear receptor subfamily 5 group A member 2 (gene Nr5a2). The coding region runs from base 243 to 1868 and encodes 541 amino acids. The record is from RefSeq and is a predicted model, not a curated record. Gene Ontology annotation, biological process: tissue development; hormone-mediated signaling pathway; regulation of transcription by RNA polymerase II. Gene Ontology annotation, molecular function: nuclear receptor activity; zinc ion binding; RNA polymerase II cis-regulatory region sequence-specific DNA binding. The transcript has 8 exons. Gene Ontology annotation, cellular component: RNA polymerase II transcription regulator complex. NCBI's taxonomy places the organism in Eukaryota, Metazoa, Chordata, Mammalia, Rodentia, Cricetidae.
UGGAGACAUGGUUUACAGCGGGUCACUAAUGCUGGAAAAAGUACAGAGUCCAGGGGAACACGGGCUUGCACCUUUCUGAAUUCUGGAUUUUCCCCCCUUUUUCUUAACUUUCACUAAGGGAAUGAGGGUUACUGUAGUCUGAGGUUUCCUUCCCAGGAUGACAAAAUAUGACAAGCUGCAAUCUUUCUCAUGCUCACUGAUUUCUGCUGUAAGCCAAAGGACUGCCAAUAAUUUCGCUAAGAAUGUCUGCUAGUUCGGAUACUGGGGAUUUUCAAGAUUUUCUUAAGCACGGACUGACAGCUAUUGGUGCUGGGCUUCCGGACCGACACCGACUCCCCAUUCCCGCCCGCAGCCGCCUUGUCAUGCUGCCCAAAGUGGAGACGGAAGCCCCAGGACUGGCCCGAUCGCAUGGGGAACAGGGGCAGAUGCCGGAAAACAUGCAAGUGUCUCAAUUUAAAAUGGUGAAUUACUCCUAUGAUGAAGAUCUCGAAGAGCUAUGUCCUGUGUGUGGCGAUAAAGUAUCCGGGUACCAUUAUGGUCUCCUUACCUGUGAAAGCUGCAAGGGUUUUUUUAAGCGAACAGUCCAAAACAAUAAAAGGUACACAUGUAUAGAAAACCAGAACUGCCAAAUUGACAAAACACAGAGAAAACGUUGUCCUUACUGUCGGUUCCAAAAAUGUCUAAGUGUUGGAAUGAAGCUAGAAGCCGUGAGAGCGGACCGCAUGCGAGGAGGCAGAAAUAAGUUUGGGCCCAUGUACAAGAGAGACAGGGCCCUAAAGCAGCAGAAGAAAGCCCUCAUUCGAGCCAAUGGACUUAAGCUGGAAGCCAUGACUCAGGUGAUGCAAGUGAUGCCCUCGGACCUGACCAUCUCCUCUGCCAUUCAGAACAUCCAUUCCGCCUCCAAAGGCCUACCUCUGAACCAUGCUGCCUUGCCUCCCACAGACUAUGACAGGAGCCCCUUUGUCACCUCCCCCAUUAGCAUGACAAUGCCACCUCAUGGCAGCCUGCAAGGUUACCAACCAUAUGGUCACUUUCCUAGCCGGGCCAUCAAGUCUGAGUACCCAGAUCCCUACACCAGCUCGCCUGAGUCAAUGAUGGGCUACUCCUACAUGGAUGGUUACCAGAUAAGCUCCCCAGCCAGCAUCCCGCACCUGAUACUGGAACUUUUGAAGUGUGAGCCAGAUGAGACUCAAAUUCAAGUGAAAAUCUCAGCUUACUUACAGCAGGAGCAGGCGAGCCGAGGCAAGCACGACAAGCUGAACACAUUUGGGCUCAUGUGCAAAAUGGCGGACCAGACCCUCUUCUCCAUUGUUGAGUGGGCCAGGAGUAGCGUCUUCUUCAGAGACCUGAAGGUUGAUGACCAAAUGAAGCUGCUUCAGAACUGCUGGAGUGAGCUCUUGAUCCUGGAUCACAUUUACCGGCAAGUGGUACAUGGGAAGGAAGGGUCCCUCUUGCUGAUUACUGGGCAACAAGUCGACUACUCCAGCAUAGCCUCACAAGCCGGAGUCACACUCACCAACCUCCUGAGUCAUUCGCAGGAGCUAAUCCUGAGACUUCGUUCUCUCCAGUUUGAUCAUCGAGAGUUUGUAUGUCUGAAGUUCCUAGUGCUGUUCAGCUUAGAUGUCAAGAAUCUUGAGAACUUCCAGCUGGUGGAAAAUGUCCAGGAACAGGUGAACACUGCCUUGAUGGACUACACAGUUUGUAACUACCCCCAGCAAACGGAGAAGUUCGGACAGCUGCUUCUUCGACUGCCGGAAAUCCGGGCACUCAGCAUGCAGGCGGAAGAGUACCUCUACCGCAAGCACGUGAACGGGGAUGUCCCCUACAAUAACCUUCUCAUCGAGAUGCUGCACGCAAAGAGAGCCUGAGUGGCCGCCCCUAGACGCUUGCUCUAGGAAGAGAGAGACUGGAGGGAGAAGAGGAGGAGGAAGACAGCGUAAUACUCUGAACUGCUCCAAGCAAUGCUUAAUCAAGCGUGGUUUAAAGACACUGAAUUUUAAAAAGCAUAAUAAUCAAAUACUUAAUAGCAAAUAAAUGAUAUGUCAGGGUAUUUGUACUGCAAACUGUGAAUCAAAGGCUUCACAUCUCCAAAGGAUUCAUAUGAAAGACAUUGUAAUGGGGUGGAUUGAACUCACAGACGGAGUCCAAUACCACAUCAGAAUAAAAUGGUCAGGACAAUUCUUGUACAUUUAAACUGAUCUGUUAUUAAUAAAUUCAGCAGUUGAUCGGUGUUAUUAAUUGGACUUGUCCAGAAUUCCUCCAUGGUGAAGCUGAACAUCUCUCAAAAAAAGAAUACACGGGCUGUGCCUUGGCAGCCCCUCUCCCCCCGCCAGAAGGCCCUACACCUUCUGACCCGUGAGCUCAGAAGCUAUACUAAGGACUUUGUUCAGCCACACCCAGUAGUAGCUCCACUAAAUCAUGAGUUCUGAAUGUCUGUCUUAAACCUGCCAACAGCUAAUAAGAACAAUGUAUAAAUAUGUCAGCUUGCCAUUUUAAAUAUGUUCUGAAGUUGUUUUGUCCUGUGUUUGUAAUUUAAAAAAAAAAAAAGCAGGCAGUAUCCCUCCUCUAUAUAAGCAUUAGUUAAUAAAUAUGAAAGGAAAUCAAAUAAAUUAAGCAAAUACUCCUAGCAAGCAAGUUAGAUCUUAUUUCUGCUAUUGUUGCUGAAAUGUGGCUUUGGCAUGGGUGGGUUUCAUAAGAAUUUUUGCCUAAGAGGCUUGUUAGUAUACAUCCGUCUGUUUAGUCAUCAGGGUUUGUAGUUCACUUACAGAUAAAACACUAAACAUCUUUUGCUGGGAUGGGAUGUCACAUAGUCACAGUGUAAGUAACCGCAAAGUCAAAGCAUGUUAAGCAGUGCCACACGAAAGGAAGGUUGAGCGUGAAGGCAUUUGACUCAAGGUUCAUGGGUAGAGCGCCUCCUAAACUUGGGGUGCGAAAGCAGCGGUUCUCAUGGCCUGGAGAGAGAGUAGAGUCAUCCAAGUCUCCUACAAAGGGCAAUGGAAGAGAGCGGCAAUGGCCUGAGUCAUAGACCAAAGUCUGCUGGAGAAGAAAAUUACUAGAGGGCAGAGAUGGCAAACACCCUCCAAACAAUGCUGUCAGUAUUAACACACGAUGGCCGCAGGGAUGGCAGCCUGGCCUCACUUCCUGGUCCUAAAAGGGAGCUGUGCAGAUGUGGAUCAGCAGUUGUUGAAAAUAAAGUAUUAGUACUUUAAAGUCAAAACAAAAUACAGUGUUUACACAUUCUUUAGGGCCUGGGGGGAGUUGAGGGGACUCUGAUACAAGAGAGCAAAAGCAGUCAUUUCUUUUGUGUUAUUUUUUUCUGGUUAGUAAUUAUUUUCAACAGUACUUAAUUACUGUAUGUCGUGAGACACUAAAAUCAAGAAUGAGACUCUCAUUUUGUCUGUCAUUUGUUGAGAUCAGCAGCACAAUCACUUGUAGAAACUGUAAAAAAGUAAAAGUAUCUCCCAGUCCCUUAAUUUUUUUUUCACAAAUGUCUCUGGCUUUGGAAUAGUUUAUUUAUAUUGUAUAUCAUAGUUUCAACUGUAGACAAUUAUGAUGCUAAUUUAUUGUUCCUCGGGUUUCCCCUUUGUAUAAGAUAGCGCCAAGACUGAAGAAACCAAAUAUGUGUUUACUAUAGCAUGUCUUCAAGUUAGUGGAACAUAGUUCAGGGGUAUUAGAAGGGUCUUAAUGAUUAAAACCAUCCACUUGAUUACAUGUCUGGAAAUUCCCAUAAUCCUUCUGUAGUUUAUUUAAUAUCCAUUGUGAAUCACAUGACUUGUAGCUUUUUCUUGUUUUGAAGUCAUCUUAACAAGAUGGAAUCUUACCUGGUUUUCCUUUCCAAACAUUGUAAGUUGUAUACCAAAGAUAUUAGUUUACUACUUCAGUGUGUACAAAGAAGAUUAUAUUAUUACAUUUAUUAAUCACCUCUAAUACCCAUCGUCAUGAGGGAUGCACAUUAGCUAUGCUGGGCGUUGACUCUCAGUGUUUUAUCUUCAUGGUCCAAUGAAGGAUGGAAAGUCAUUAAUCAGAGCUCAGAUCCAAAGCAUUAAAUAAAAUAGAAGCAUGGCAGUUCCUCCCCACUAAAAACCUAGUUGGUUAAAGGCACAUGGAAAAGGAAGGCAUGUUGAUAUCAGUGGUUAAUGAGAGAGCUCAAGCCUGAUGUCAACAUGGGUAGAAGCUAAGAGGAUGGUUAUUUGGAGGGUUUUUAACAUUGGGAAAAAAAAUCAAUGUUUCCUUAUUUUAAAUAUAUUGUACUCCCCGCUGAAUAUUAAGCCUAAAAUUGUCAAAUAUUGCUAUGUUGUUAACCUGGUUGCUUUUACCCCAAGACUGGUUAGAAAGCCAGGCAAUAGCCACAUCCAUGCUGAGGACAGAAACAGUUAAGCAUGUGUGGGCUAGCAUUGGUGGCCCUUUCCCAGCUGGCCAGGUGUCCAGGGCCAGUUGGUAGCCAGUUUGUAACUUACCAACAACAGGAGUUGCUAACAAAGGCAGACUCAAGUGGGAAGGUCUUCAGCUGCGCUGGGUUUCCUGUAAACAGACAAUCUGUACUGUCUGAAUCUGUGGGUUAUGGCUCUUCUGCCGCUGCCUGGGACUUGUAUCCAUGCCGUGUUCAGAGUGUGAAGUUGGUUACUUGUUGACGUUUUCUUACUGUAUCAGUGAAAUACAUAUUGUCAUGUCAGUUCUUGCCAGGAAUUUCUCAAUAAAAUGGAUUUUUUUUUCAGUA